ACACACGCCGCGGUGGACCCACAAACAAUUUGAAAUAUUUUAAUGCUGGAACUUUCUUAACAGUUUUCCUAGGUGGAGCCCACCUGAGUUGUGGAUCAGCAUGCUUUGUGGGCCCCCAUCCAAACACACGGUGGCCUGCCUGAUGGACGGGGUGGAUCUCAACGGAAAUCUUAGGAGAAUUCAGUUUGCAGCGGCCAUUGAAUCAGGCCUCUCUCUCUAGAGAUGAAAGCAAUGUGAUUUUUUUUUAAGUACAUGAGAAUCAGCUCGAUCAACACGAACAUGGUUUUAUCAGUUAGGCCAUGUAUUAGGAUGUUAUUUACCGGAUCAGAGGCCGCUUCCACCAACUACAAGGAUCUUUUGAAGAGAAGUAGGUAUCUGACUGAGAAAAUCCAGUUGGGUGCUAACCCAGAUCCUUUUGAAGCUAACAGCCUUAUCAAAGAGCUAAUUAAUACUGGGCAUUUGAAUGAUGCCCGCCACCUGUUUGAGGAAAUUCCUAUAAGAGACGAAAUCACGUGGACGUCAAUGAUCGGGGGUUAUGUUAAAGCGUCCGAUGGUUUCGAAGCAUUGGUUUUAUUCUCGCGUAUGUGGACCGAUGAAGUGAUUCGAGUGGACCAAUUCAGUCUUAGUCUUGCUCUCAAGGCUUGCGGGUCCAUUUCUGAAUUGAAGCAUGGGGAAUCAAUGCAUGGGUACUCUGUGAAAACGGGCUUCGUGAAUUCUGUUUUUGUUGGAAGCGCCAUCUUGGACAUGUAUGCAAAGGCUGGCAACAACAUUUUGAUGGCUCGUAGAAUCUUUGAUGAGAUGCCAAUGAGAAAUGUCGUCUCUUGGACCGCUAUGAUAACAGCGCUUGUUCGUGCCAGUUGCAACAAGGAGGCACUUGAUUACUUCUCUAGAAUGUGGGUGUCGGGUGUCGAAUGUGAUUCAUAUACAUUCGCAAUUGCAUCCAAGGCUUGCGCUGAUCUCAGUGAUUUGAAUCGUGGAAAGGAAAUUCAUGCACGAACAAUGAAGUUAGGCUUUGAUUCAAGUUCAUUUGUUGCAAACACUCUCGCUACUAUGUAUAACAAGUGCGGGAAGUUAGAUUACGGGUUGCUUUUGUUUAGAAGGAUGUCGAUUCAAGAUGUUGUCUCGUGGACGACAGUCAUCGCAUCAUAUGUCCAGAUGGGCUGCGAGGAGAACGCAAUUCAAGCGUUUCUUCAGAUGCGAGAUUCAGGCGUUAGUCCCAACGAAUUCACUUUCGCUGCAGUUGUCUCUGGUUGUGCUGGCCUUGCAAAAAUCGAGUGGGGCAAGCAGUUACAUGCCCAUGUUCUCUGUCUUGGGUUCAUGUGUUCGAUGUCGGUUGCCAAUGCUAUCAUGACCAUGUAUGCAAAAUGCGGAUGCAUAACAUCUGCUUCAAUGGUGUUUCAUGAUAUGGUGAAAAAGGACCUUGUUUCAUGGAGUGCGAUAAUUGCUGGAUAUUCCCAAGAAGGGCAUGGUGAAGAAGCUUUCAAGCUUCUCUCACAGAUGAGGAGGGAAGGGCCAAAACCAAAUGAAUUCACUCUUGCGAGCUUGCUUAGUGUUUGUGCCUAUAUGGCAAUUCUCGACCAAGGGAAGCAAAUCCAUGCUCACAUCCUUUUGAUUGGACUCGAACAUGAUGCGAUGGUAAAGAGUUCUUUGAUCACCAUGUACUCUAAAUGUGGGAGUAUAGAAGAAGCUAAGCGAAUUUUUUAUACUAUGAUUACUGUAGAUAUAGUGUCGUGGACAGCUAUGAUAAAUGGUUAUGCAGAGCAUGGGAAUAGCAAUGAAGCCAUCAAUCUAUUUGAGAAAAUGCCCACGGUCGGUUUGAGACCAGAUUACGUGACAUUCAUCGGUGUUCUUACCGCUUGUAGCCAUGCCGGUCUUGUCGAUCUUGGUUUCCACUAUUUUGAAUUGAUGAGCAAACAACACCGUAUCAAUCCUGGGAAAGAGCACUACGGCUGCAUGGUUGAUCUCCUUGGCCGAGCCGGGCGGCUAACUGAUGCGGAACUCAUGAUCAUGAGCAUGCCAUUUAAGCCUGACGAUGUUGUUUGGUCAACACUGCUAAGAGCGUGUAGAGUUCAUGGUAACGUGGACUGUGGAAAACGCAUGGCAGAACACAUUCUGAAAUUGGAGCCGAAUUGCGCUGGCACCCACAUCACCCUGUCAAAUAUAUACGCUGCUAGGGGGAGGUGGAGAGAUGCAGCUGAUGUGAGGAAGCUGAUGAAAUCAAAGGGGGUGAAGAAGGAGCCUGGUUGGUCUUGGAUCAAGGUCAAGGAUAGUGUUACUGCUUUUGUGUCCGGCGAUAGAUCGCAUCCACAGGGCAACGAAAUAUAUACGAUGUUGGAUUUAGUAGCUUCGAGAGCGAGGAUGGCUGGUUAUGUCCCUGAUUUGACUUCUCUAUUAUAUGAUCUUGGCGAUUAAGGCAGACAAUGUAUACUCAACCAAUUACUCAGUACUCAUUCCAUUGGUUAUGUAUCAACAUUCCAACAAAAUACUUGUAUGCAUCGGAAACCUUAGGUUCUGUGGGUGAAAAACAUUAAAAAGAAAAAAGAGAAAUCUUAGUGAACAGUGUGUCUACAGUAGGUGGUGAACUUGCUUUGAGGAAAACGUAUCAUUAGCUUACAUGCCAUGGAAGGCUACAAUUCUGAAGACAUGGUACUAAUUAGGAUAUGAAGAUAUUUAUAGUUCUUUCUCUCAUCCGGAAAUAUGAAAUUCAAAUUCAUAUGAGCCCAUAAACUUCCUUUGGAUGUGCUUACUAAUCCAAAGAACAUUUCCAGUGAUGCCGAUAAAGAUUUUUGUUGCUGACUUGAAAAAAUGUAUUGGUAGCUUUUAUGUCAUGGAAAGGCUACAAGUCUGAAGACGAGGUCUCAUUAUCGAACACAUGAUAUAUGGAGAUAUUUGUACUUUUUCCCACAUGCAGAAGGAUGAAAUUCAGACUUAUGUGACAAGCUAAGGCCCUGAAGCGCACAAACUUCCUAUUGGACUUGCUUGCUAUCCAAAGGACAUUGCCAGUGAUCAUGCAUUCCCAAAUCCAGUUUUCAUGGAAUGGCAAUUUGUAUAAGACCUCUCUUAAGAAUUUCCAUUCAAUUUGGUUGUAGGCAUUUUCCAACUCAAUCUUCCAAAAAGGGGGACUAGAUCGGCCAGAUUUCCUUUUCAAUUGCGUGAAAAUUUCUCAGAUGGAACGAAGGCUGCAUGGUAUGAGGCGAUGAUUUUUUCCAGGAUUGGUUUCAUUCUGUUUGUUAGAAUUUUUGAUAUGAUUUUAUAUCCCACAUGACAUAAGCUGAUUGGUCGAUGA
This is a messenger RNA of Magnolia sinica, 3286 nucleotides long. RefSeq names its product putative pentatricopeptide repeat-containing protein At3g47840. Gene Ontology annotation, molecular function: protein binding; RNA binding. The transcript has a single exon. The record is from RefSeq and is a predicted model, not a curated record. Lineage: Eukaryota; Viridiplantae; Streptophyta; Magnoliopsida; Magnoliales; Magnoliaceae. Gene Ontology annotation, biological process: RNA modification. Bases 253 to 2412 code for a protein of 719 amino acids.